Messenger RNA from Protopterus annectens (West African lungfish), 2891 nucleotides. RefSeq lists its product as uncharacterized. Lineage: Eukaryota; Metazoa; Chordata; Ceratodontiformes; Protopteridae. The coding region runs from base 127 to 2538 and encodes 803 amino acids. The record is from RefSeq and is a predicted model, not a curated record. Gene Ontology annotation, biological process: regulation of DNA-templated transcription. Gene Ontology annotation, molecular function: protein dimerization activity. The transcript is spliced from 4 exons.
CAAGUUUCAGAAGCGGUAUUUAGUAGUGAGGCUUGAUAGAAAUUAUUAUGUGAAACAUUUUGAGAGAUUAGUAUUUGGUGAGUGUAAGGGCUAGCAGCUCUUUGAAUUCCUAAGCAGUUGGUGUAGAUGGCGGAAACAAUAUCACAGCAAGUGAAGCUGGAGGUACCAGAAAGCUUUGAAGAUGUUGCUAUUGACUUUUCAAAAGAAGAAUGGAAACUACUGAGCAAAGAGGACAAACAGCUACAUCGGGAAGUGAUGGUGCAGAACUAUGAGCAUAUGGUGGCAGUAGGGUAUACUAUCCCAAUAGAACACUUGUCCCGACUGUUUGACAAACCUGACGAACCUCCACCUAAGGUUAGAAAAGAUGAUGCACCAGUGAAUCGUUCUGAGGUCACAGUCACUGUAAAUGGAGAUCCUGUCGAGAAAAAAAGAAGACUGUCUUCUUUCCAAUUAGUUUGGAAGAUAUUAUUUGACUGGGUGAUGGAAAGCAGGCUUGGGACAGGGUUUGCCUUUUGUAAAGUCUGUAACACCAACAUUAGUAUUGGCCAUGGAGGACGUCAUGAUCUGCAACGGCACUCAAAAACGGAAAAACACAAAGGUAAUCAAAAACAUGCAUCUGAAAGGAAGGAAACUGAGAUGUCUGACCCUCUGGCUCCACAAUCAGGUUCAUCUCAGGAAGUGGCUGAAUCUCAAGUGUCCCAACAUUCAAGUUCAGCUCGGAAAGUUGUUGAAUCUGAAGUGACCAAACAUUCAAGCUCUGCUCAGAGAGUGGUUGAAGCUGAAGUGACCCGACAUCCAAACUCUGCUCAGAGAGUGGUUGAAGCUGAAGUGGCCUUUGUCAGCCUUCUGGAGGAACACAACUUGCCAUCAAGUACUGCAGAUCAUUUACUAAAGUAUAUAAAAAAAUACUGCACUGAUCCAGAGGUGGUGAGGAAGAUGAGUUGUGGUGCUACUAAAGCGGCAUGCAUUGCACGGGAUGUAUUAGGCCCCAAAUAUAAGGAAGAUGUGGCAUCAAUUUGUCGUAAACAGCCUUAUUGUAUUUACUUGGGCCAGAACACUGAUAUGGAGGACAGUAAACUCCUUAUGAUUCUGGCUGGAUUUUUUGACCAGACAAAAGGUCAAAAUGUGGUUAAGUUCUUGGACUUGCCUGUUUGUGUGACACGAACAGGUGACUUAGUAUACAACUGCCUUAUGGAAACACUUCAAAAGUUCAACAUUCCAACAAGUAACAUGGUUGCAUACUCUUCAAAUAAUACUGAAGUCACGAGUGGCAAAUGCAAUUCUGUACUUUCCCGAUUAAUGGACAUGAAUCCUGACCUUUUCAGUAUGUGUCACCUGUACAAUGUGGCAGAUCUUUGCAUCAAAUCAGGUGUGAAAGCAACAGCAUUGCCUAUAAAAGACUUAAUUUCUGACAUUUAUUUUCAUUUAUCUAGUGGUCCACAGAAGCAACAGAAGCUGAAAGAAUUUGAUUUAUUUGGUGACCUCGAGCCACUUACAGUUAUCGGACAUGGUCCGACUCAUUGGGCAAGUCUCUCAAAGGUCAUCAAGAGAAUACUGGAUCUUUGGCCUGACCUGCUGUCAUAUUUUGUUUCAUAUGAGUCCCGUUCAAAAAAGGUAGAUCCCAUAACAGAGAAGCUGAAAAGUCAUGAUACAAAACUGGCACUCCUUUUUUUACAAUAUGCAAUGGAACCCCUCCUUAAGUUCAUUGUAAAGCUGCAGGCUAGAGAUAGUCAGCUUAUAAAUUUGCACAAUGAUAUCAUUAAACUCUUACAGGUAUAUGCAAGCAGGUCACUGAAGCCACUUGUAGCUAGAGAAUUCAUACAGAAUAUCAGUGCCAGCAGUAAUUCAGUUCUUGAAAAUGACAGUGAUAUUUUGCCAUAUGGUCGUAUUCAUGUCGGGCCCGAUGUUGCAAUGUAUUUGGAUGAAAAUGCUAAAGACAUUGAUGAAGUAAUUGAGCACACCUUCUAUAACAAAGUGAAAGCAUUUUACAUUGCAGUUCUUAAGAAAAUGAAAAAGAUUUUACCAGUCAGUGACUCUGUAAUACAAAAUAUUGGCAAUUUAUUGAACCCUUCCUUCAAAUUGCAGCUGACUUCCACAGUUGUGACAAAUAUUGCUAAGCGUCUUGGGUUCUGUAAGUCAAGGACCGAGUGGAGCCAACUUAUGGAUGAAUUUGCAAUGUACCAAAUAAAUGAGUUUGAGUGUUCACACCAGCAGGAUGAGACUGAAACAGAUGCAUUUUUCUUGAAAUACUGGUCAGCAGUCCUUCAAAGCGCUGUAGUGAAAGAAAUGACUGUCUUUAAAAAACUGCUGCUGACAGUUCUUUGUUUGCCGCAUUCAAACAGCGCACUAGAGAAAGCAUUUAACACAGUUCACAAGGUUAAAACAGAAAUGAGACAGUCAUUAAAUACCAAAAUGCUAAAUUCCUUACUAGCAAUUAAACUGAAUGAGGACAAUGACUGUUUUGUUGUAGAACAUCCAGAAAGCAUUCUUCAUGCUGCGAGAAAGGCAACUGCAGCUUACAAUAAAGUGCAUCCGUGACAUGAGGUAGUCCUGAUGGAAGAAGAAUAAGUCUAAGACUCAGCAGUUUCAGGAUUUGUCCAUCCCUGAUCCAGUACAGUGAGACAAAGUAAGAGGUCACAGCUAAAUGACAAUCACUGUUACUUACCAUGACUAAGGCUGGAACUCCAUCGUGCUGUUGCAGUAGACUGUGUUGUCAAAUGUUUGUUGCAUUGCUAUGGGCUGAUUAUGGUUUUGUUAAGUAGAUUUUUAGUUAUUUCAAUUCUACUCUUACUACUGCUGCUGUCUUUAUAAAAAAAUUGGAGGAAAAACACAGAUGGAAUGAGUUUUCUGCAUUUUUCUCAUCUCGUAAUAAAGGCAUGAUGAUAAACUUA